AUGCGGUUCUCUUUCGUGUCGGCUGCGCUCCUGGCGCUCAGCUCGGUGGCCAACGCCCUCACCUACAAAGGCGUGGACUGGUCGUCCGUCCUGGUGGAGGAACGGGCGGGGAUCCGCUACAGGAGCAACGGCCACGAGCAGCCGCUGGAGAACAUCCUCGCCGCGAACGGCGUCAACUCGGUGCGGCAGCGGGUAUGGGUGAACCCCUGGAACGGGGAGUACAACCUCGACUACAACCUCCAGCUGGCGCGGCGCGCCCGGACCCGCGGCCUCGGCAUCUACCUGACCCUGCACUUCAGCGACACGUGGGCGGACCCGGGCCAGCAGCGCAUCCCCUCCGGGUGGCCGACGGACAUCGACAACCUCUCGUGGCGGCUGUACAACUACACCCUGGAGAUCUCCAACGCCUUCCAGGCGGCCGGCGUGCAGCCGCAGAUCAUCUCGAUCGGGAACGAGAUCCGCUCGGGCCUGCUCUUCCCCACGGGCCGCACGUCGCAGUUCCACAACAUCGCGCGCCUGCUGGAUUCCGCGUCCUGGGGCAUCCGCGACUCGCGCCUGGACCCGCAACCCAAGAUCAUGGUCCACCUCGACAACGGCUGGGACUGGGGCGCGCAGGAGUGGUGGUACGACAACGUCCUCGCCGCGGGGCCCCUCCAGCUGUCCGAGAUCGACAUGAUGGGCGUCUCGUACUACCCCUUCUACGGCGACGGCGCCACGCUGUCGUCCCUGCAGAGCACGCUGCGCAACAUGGCGAACCGCUGGGGCAAGGAGAUGGUCGUCGCCGAGAUCAACUGGCCUCAUUCGUGCCCUUCGCCCGCGUACCCUUUCCCCGGCGACCUCAGGGGCAUUCCCUUCUCGGCACAGGGCCAGGCGGACUUUAUCCGCCGCGUGGCGAACGUGGUGGAGAGCACCCCGCGCGGUGUAGGGCUGUAUUACUGGGAGCCGGCUUGGAUGAACAACCAGGCUCUGGGGUCGUCGUGCCAGUCCAACACUCUGUUUUCUUGGCCGGGAGACGCGCUCUCUAGUCUUUCUGUUUUCCAUCAGAUUUAG
Molecule: messenger RNA, 1050 nt
Organism: Sodiomyces alkalinus F11
Lineage: Eukaryota; Fungi; Ascomycota; Sordariomycetes; Glomerellales; Plectosphaerellaceae
Product: arabinogalactan endo-1,4-beta-galactosidase
Exons: 1
Coding region: 1-1050 (349 amino acids)
Biological process (GO): pectin catabolic process
Molecular function (GO): glucosidase activity
Source: RefSeq, a predicted model, not a curated record